AUGGGCCGCUCAAAGCCUUCUACUCGGUCGUCCGAGCCCAAAUCGCCAUUGGAGGCUACAAGCAGCGCCAUUGACGCACAUCUGGCCAAGACCAAGAAGGAAGGCUUCCAGGAAAGGCAGCGCUCCCUGCAGGCGGGCAACCGCCUCUUCCAAGACCUUAUCAAUAACAAGCGUCUUCCCUCGAACACCAUCAACCAUUUCUGCCUGUGGACCGAGAACGAGCUCUGCCUUCUCCUCCCAUAUGUCCCCAACGACCUCUACGCCGAGUACCACUAUGCCAUCCUCUCGCGCCUACUGCAAGUCGCAAUCAUCCCGCUGAGCGAGGAAUACGACAACAUUGUCAAGGUCCACCCCUCUCAACGCGGCUCGCUCGGUGCAGACGAUGCAGUCGGCCAUCUCGAGCGGGCUUGCAAGGUUGUCGUUUCGCUCAUUGAGAGUGUCCAGGACCUUGAUUCUAUCAAUGGCUACGUGAUCGCAGAAGAGCUGCACACUCCCGAAUGGCUGAAGCUCGUCGUCGACCUGCUGUGUGCCCUCCACGGCGGUAUUAAUGGCGGUCCCGAUGCAUCAGACGCGCUGUCUGAUCUACUCAACUCCAUUGUGGGCGAGCCGGAGGGACCUGCUCACGACCUCGUUAUCAAGGAAGAGGUGGCCGGACUAAUCUGUCACCUCCUAUUCCAGUCUACCUUCAAUCUGUUCCGCAUCAUCACUCCCUUCCUUGAGGCAGACAUGUUCAACAACGCCAUGCGUGGCGAUUGGAACCCCAAGACGGGUAGAGCCAUUCUUCGCGCCUUCACUACACACAGGCGCAAGAGUGAUAUACAGAGUUCAUCCUCGACUUCGUGGAACCCUAUUCGUCGACUGGAGAAGAACGAGGUGGUCGUCUACGUCGAUCACUGGGCUAUCCUCGUCAAGACUUUUACCAAAGGUGGCGAAGAGAAUGACGCAUCCUUCCCUCUGAACCGCAUUGAGGGUUUUACUCGCGAUGAGAGUGACAGCACUGGUAAAUCCACACUCCCAAUCGCGCUGACCUUGGUGAUCGGAAUCAAGGGUGACCAGGCCUCUGCCUUCCAUGACUUUGUGACGAAUCGUCUUCCAAAGAGUUCCAAAAAUGGCGCCAGUGGCUCUUCAUCUCCGCCUCUCCCAUACCCCACCAAAGUGGUUGUUGAUCCUGCCGAAGCCAAGAAUACCUACGCCCACGAUGUUGGCCGGGACAUGAGCGAAGCCACCAACAACGCGGAGGCGGUGAACCCUAUCAACGACCCCAUUCCGUCUGCGGGCGACGACUGGCAUGUGCACGAUCCCCUCGCUGAACCGUCCCAACCAAACCCCGACUCGAAGGGCAAGUCCAAUGCCCCGGCUGCUAUCCGCACGCGUGGUGAAAAGGAGACCAUCUCGUCCGAGCCCGGCCCGUCGACGGCUGGUUCCAAAGCGACAGACUCUUCCGCAAAGAUCGCUGCCAAGGUCACCAAGGCUGGACCAGUCACAGCGGAAGCUCAAGACAAGGAUGAGGAUCCAGCUGAAGCUGAAACGGAUCAAGAAACCUCUACUCGUCGUCCAACCCGUGUCGCGGCCAAGGAAGCAGCAAAGAAGGCCCGGGUAGUUGCCAUCGACGAGCAGAGUCAACCUACUCAAGUUAAGCCGGCUGCCUCCAGCACGAGCGACUCACCGGCGAGGAGUUCAUCAGACUCACACCAAACAUGCUCUGCUUCUCCGUCCGCCGACGACAACGUCCUGGGAGGAAUCGGCGAGGAUGAUCCCGAGAUGCACUACCCGGAGGCCAGUCAAACAGUGCCCAAGCCGUCACCGAUCAAGAAGCCCACGAACACUUACGGUUCCAAGUCCAUUCGCUUUCUAGAUGCCAAGAGUGACGAUGAGAGCGACGAGGAAGUCGGGCACAUCAUCAAGUCCCUUCCCCAGACAUCGUCCAGGCCAAAGCGCUCGCCUCCCAAGUCCCGCAAUAUCGAGACCGUGCCCGACCCCAAGUCUCCUGUCGGCACCACUGUUCGGGCCCGUCGCCGCAUCGAUCAGGCUGAGACGACGACCAAGACGCCUGCCGACGACAAUCGCCUACAUGUUGUGAAGCCACCCCGUCAAGCGGUCAAAGCUCCUCCACACGCCGAUGACAUUUGCGACGAGAAGCCUCUCCCAUGGCUUCCCAACUUUCAGCACACUGAGGCUGUCAAGUCGAUCCAGACGCAGCAUAGCCCCUCGUCUUCCAAUUCGGACCCCCAGGUGACAGGCGAGGACAGUCGCGUUAAACUUCCCAAACAGGCUCCGCAGCAGGUGGACGAUGUGUUCAAUGACUUUGAAGAGGACCUGGGUGCCCAAGACCGCGACCCUUCUUCAAGCUUUGACGGCUCCCAACAUCGCGACCUUGCUCAGGAUGUCGAUGCCCAAGCUUACGCUCCUCUCGAUGUCCGCGUUCUUCAAGACCUUGUCGACCCCCAAGACUCGGAUGUUUCUGAGCUCAACUUUGGCAAUGGGCUUCCUAUCGAGGACAAUGUAUUCGUCGACCUGCCUUCCCCCCACCACCCACUUCAAGAGUCUCCAGUCAACACCUUGGAUAACGACGAUUCAGUGACAGAGGGGCUCAGCCUUUCGGGUUUCAGGAGCAGCGUCAGUACAGACCGCGCCACAGACCCAGCACCCCCUUCUCGCCACAUUCCCAAGGUCGAUCCCCCAACACCGGUGGCUAUUACCCACAAGAAGGAGCCCACGGUAUCUGACAUCGCGCAAACUCCCAGUGAUCUGGGCUCGGACCAGUUUGUCACCUCGACGCCACUUGCGGUGUUCAACCACACGCGCUCCGCGUUCGCGCCCGAGUCGCCCAAGGUCAUCGAAUCCCCGCCCCAGGUCACCCAGGCCACACCCAAGGCCACUCUGUCCGCGCUCAAGGUUGCUGCGACGGACACUGAGGAGCGCUCCGUGAAGCACACCCGUUUCGGGGAACUGCCUGUCCGUACCCCGAAGCCUCCUCGUUCUCCAACGGCUGGAAAGCACGCAAGGAUUGAUCAACUUUUGGGAGAGGCGGCCGAGAUCAUCCAGAGCCUCAACAUGAUGCGCCUGCAAGCUCCAAACCUCAAGACUCAAACCGCACGCCGCCGUAUUGCCGGCUCGGCCAAGGCGGCCACGGACAAGUGGGCGACUGAAACCGGCACGCAGCUUGGCGCAGUCCAAAGUGCCUACGCGCCGCACGAAGCGAGUUAUCAAGACCUCAAACACGCCCUCGUUGUUCUCAAGACUGAGACGGCUGCCCGCGACGAAAAGGUCCAAAGGUUCGCCACGAAGGGCGCGGCCCCAACCCCACUUCCCAAGACGCUCUUCUAG
Messenger RNA from Apiotrichum porosum, 3327 nucleotides. RefSeq lists its product as uncharacterized. The record is from RefSeq and is a predicted model, not a curated record. Lineage: Eukaryota; Fungi; Basidiomycota; Tremellomycetes; Trichosporonales; Trichosporonaceae. The transcript has 20 exons. The coding region runs from base 1 to 3327 and encodes 1108 amino acids.